AUGAGUGGCGGAUCCUUGCUUCGACUCUUCAGGUCCGAGUACUUCGAUGCACAUUUGCAUAUGCACUACCUGCUCCGCAUGGAGCAAAGUGGUGUCCAAGAUUACUUGGUCAAUGAGUUGUACAAGAUGACUGACGACGAUGUGGACUACUACCUUCCUCAGCUGAGCCAGGUGGCCCUUCUACGUUACAACAAAUCCUCAUUGCACCGCUUUCUCCUCGACAAAGCUGCUCAGUCGAUGCCUUUUGCACUGAAAAUCCAUUGGUUGGUGCGCAGCAUCGUGGAGGACAGGACGCCAGAGCUGUAUGAAAAUGCCAUGGCGAUGCUCAACCUUUGCGAAGCUGCGAUGGUUAACUCGUCAAGCUCAUCUCGAAAGCGGGAGGACGAGGCAAGCCCUGGCCCGCCACAGGUGCAGCGAAUCCUGAGGUCAAGCUCGGAUCCAGACUUGCAGUCGAACCGAGCACCUUCUGUCGAGGAUUUCGAUGAACCAGAGCAGCGAGGCAAUGCCCCAAAGAGGCGGAGCAGGACUCCUGGCCCAAUGCGAUCUCGCGAAGCAGAUGGAAGUGCACAUCCAGAAGACAGUGAAAGCCAUGAGCAUGGGGAGGUGCGCUUCAAUCCUCCGGCCCGGCAGAUCUCCGGCGAGAGCUCACUAGAUGAUCCUGCAGCCGAACCAGAAUCGCCUUCAGCUGGAAUCCUUUCAGAGGCUGAGGCACUGCGUGCUGCUGCAGUGAGACAUUUGGCAGCCCUGGAACAGGCGUUCAGCCCAGAAGAGCGCGCACAGGUUUUAGAGUUGCCGGCCAGCUGUCCAAAUGCUUUUCAGAGCCUGGGGCUCCCCAUCGCAACUGGCCAUCCCAACGAGGAGGAUGGGUUGGAUGACGAACGAGCCCGAGAGUGCUUGAUGAAGAAGAGGCGGUGUGAUUACUUCAACACACAGAAUCAACUAGUGUCACUGAUAAUGACACUUUCCGAUGUACUGAUCUCCUAUGCAGACAAGGCUGACCGGAAAAGCGCCCUUGCAGCUACCCUGAAUGUGAUUAAUCGCUGGCUCCUGGACCGGCGAAUCUGUAUGGCAGUUGCUGGUGAAGGUCCCUUAUUCCUCUUGGGGGCCCACAUUCCGCUGUGGAGAGACUUGGAUAGCCUGCACCAAAUCUUGCAUGUUCAUGUGGAUAUGUGCAGAAUCUUUAGUUCAGCUACGCGGGCUCCAUUCGUGCUGGCGUAUGAGUCAGUGAAUCUAGAUGAGGCGGCCGAGACUGAUGAGGCAAAACACGUUCAUGUCUCCCACCAAACCUUGCUGCAUCAGCCUGCGACAGCGGCUGUUCAGCAGUCAGUGGCAGACAGGCUCUCAAGAUGUAUUGUCGCAGAGCUCCAUUUGGCUGAUCUCCCUGAAGGUGAUCCAUCUACUGAUUCGGAGCACCUUCAUCGCCUCAUCAAGCAGGUUACUCCCGAUCAGUGGCACACCUUUGACUGCACAAUGCCAAAGGCAGCGGCCACAGAUGAACCCAAUGUGGAGGAGCUUGAAGGCAAGACCCUAAGGGCUGAAGCGAGGAGAAGACGAGAGGAGGCAACUCGCACGAGGCAUCGGAUCUGGGGAGAGUCGUGGCAGGAGAAGGUGGACAGGGUCAAGGCAGCAUCCCCCUAUAGCCACUAUGCCAGCUGGAGACUGACAGCUGUCAUGGUGAAAGGAGGUGAUGAUCUCCGGCAAGAACUGUUGGCUUCGCAGAUCAUUGAACAAUUCAGUGCUAUUUUCCAGGAAGCUGGCUUGCCACUGUGGCUGAAAGCGACCAAGGUCCUUGUCACAAGCUCCACGAACGGCUUUCUUGAGUUUAUUCCAGACUCCAUAUCAGUAGACGCUAUGAAAAAGCUCUUCCCGGGAAAAACCUUGGCAGAGAUCUUCAAAGUAGCGUUUGCUGAUCGCCUGUUUGAAGCAAAAAAGAACUUUAUCGAGAGUUCGGCUGCAUAUUCAUUGGUAGUUUACUUCUUGCAGGUGAAGGAUCGACACAAUGGAAAUCUGCUGCUGCUAUCCAGUGGCCAUGUUGUUCACAUUGACUUUGGGUUUAUGCUUUCCAACUCACCUGGGGGGAAUAUGGGCUUCGAGAACUCGCCCUUCAAACUGACACAGGAAAUUCUGGAUGUCAUGGAUGGUGAGUGCUCCGAGCAGUACGAAUAUUUUCGAACCUUGCUGAUUCGUGGGUUUUUAGAAGCCAGAAAGCACAUGGAGCGCAUUGUUUUGCAAGUACGCAUGAUGCUGACUGGUUCCAAAAUGCCAUGCUUCCGAGAAGGGGCCGACUUUGUUCUCUCUACAUUGCAAGACAGGUUUUUCAGCAAUCUCACAGAGGAGGCUUGUAUCGAGAAAGUCGUGGAGCUGAUAGACACUUCCGUGAACAAUUGGCGCGCGAUUCAGUAUGACAAUUACCAGCGGCUCGUGAAUGGCAUCCUGUGA
This is a messenger RNA of Cladocopium goreaui, 2439 nucleotides long. The record is from the annotation of a GenBank genome assembly. NCBI's taxonomy places the organism in Eukaryota, Dinophyceae, Suessiales, Symbiodiniaceae.